AUGACCUUCCUCCUUGGAACUUUGCUGGUGAAACCCCGCUUGGCCUGCCUACUUGUCGUUUGCUCGAUCUUGCCAUACCCUGGCGCUGUAUCAUCUUCAGUAGUCUAUGUACGCUGGGUGCCAUCUCAUAUUGUUGCAGAUGUCCAUGCUCACAACACACCCGUUUUUUUCCGUUGACAUCGGAUUCAUCCACAAGCCUUUUUCUUUGUUUUUGUUUUUGUUGUUCACUUCAAAGCAGCGCUCACAGCACUAAUAGUGCCGUUUAUUCUAACCCGUGGUCACACAGAAGAGCCUCUCUCUACCCUCCCCUCCUGCGGUACUUCGCCUUCAAUUUUUAAUGCGAGAAGAGUUCAGCACUCUCUUCCCUCUGUGUACACACGAACUAGCGCUAUCCACUUGGCCAGGAGCGGAAGCGAGAGAAAAACUCACUUUGCAAGAAAAGCCCGCCUACGCCGGGAUUCGACCCCUGACCUGACCUCU
Ectocarpus siliculosus is the source of this 480-nucleotide messenger RNA. The record is from the annotation of a GenBank genome assembly. NCBI's taxonomy places the organism in Eukaryota, Phaeophyceae, Ectocarpales, Ectocarpaceae.